UUGCAGCAAGCAAGUAGCAAUGGAGAAGGCCAACUGCAGGGUAUGUGUUACAGGAGCCACUGGUUUCAUUGGCUCUUCGCUGACCAAGAAGCUACUGGAGAAAGGAUAUACCGUCCAUGCCACGCUCCGAAAUUUGGGUGAUGUUUCAAAGGUUGAACUCCUCAAGAGCUUGCCUCAUGCAGACACAAAAUUAGUUUUGUUCGAAGCUGAUAUAUACAAGCCAAAUGAGUUUGAGCAGGCUAUUCAUGGCUGUUCGUUUGUUUUCCAUGUUGCAACUCCCCUGCAACACUCUGAUGAUUCUCAGUUUAAAAACAUGACAGAGGCUGCAGUUUCUGCAACAAAAAGUAUUGCAGAGUGUUGUAUAAAAUCAGGCACCGUCAAAAGAUUAAUCUACACUUCCUCUGUUAAUGCUGCAUCGCCAUUGAAAGACGACGGGAAUGGUUACAAAGACACCAUGGAUGAAACUUGUUGGACCCCCCUUGAUCUUUCACUUGCUUACUCGAAUGAGUUCCUUAAGGAGUACACUGUAUCGAAGACAUUGGCUGAAAAAGAACUUUUGAACAGUGAAAAAUAUGGUGAAUUGGAGGUGGUAACACUAGCUUGUGGCAUUGUUGGAGGAGACACAGUUUUAUCUUAUACACCUACAAGUGUUGCUGUUUUCCUUUCACAGCUUACAAAUAACACGUUCACAGACCAGUUUCUGAAAUACACAGAAGAAAUACAGGGGAAACUUCCAAUUGUACACAUCAAUGAUGUUUGCGAAGCUCAUAUUUUCUGCAUGGAGAAUCCUUCCAUGAGCGGCAGAUUCUUAAUUGCAAACUCUUUUAUUUCGGCAGCAGAACUUGCCCGUUGCUUUCAACUGCAUUACCCUGAGUUUAAUGUUAAAGCAGAGAAAUUUGAUGGACCAAGAAGAGGUAUCAAGUGGGGCUCCACCAAGCUUAUUGAAAAGGGAUUUGAAUAUAAAUCUGAUUUAAAGAUGAUAAUAGAUGACUCUAUCAAGUGUGCAAGGAGGACUGGUGAACUUCAGCAGUAA
This is a messenger RNA of Hibiscus syriacus, 1033 nucleotides long. RefSeq names its product putative anthocyanidin reductase. The record is from RefSeq and is a predicted model, not a curated record. Bases 20 to 1033 code for a protein of 337 amino acids. The transcript has 7 exons. Lineage: Eukaryota; Viridiplantae; Streptophyta; Magnoliopsida; Malvales; Malvaceae. Gene Ontology annotation, molecular function: oxidoreductase activity, acting on the CH-OH group of donors, NAD or NADP as acceptor.